UUUCGGUUUGACAAAAAAUCUAAGAAACAGACGAAAAGACGAUGGACGGAAGAGUCAACGCUCUUUCAAACCUAAACGACCUAGAAGUAUACAACUUCUUGGUCGAUCCAAACUUCGAUCAGUUCAUUAAUUUCAUCAGAGGAGAUGAUCAAGCCAUCGAAAACCCACCUCUCGAUUUCGAUCUUGGUGGUCGUCCUUUACAAAACAACUCAUGUUUCAUCGACCAAAACCAGUUUGUCCCAACACCUGUCGUUGACCUGUUCAACGAACUGCCUGACCUUGGUUCCAAUGUCACCGAGUCGUUCCAUAGCUUCGAGGGCGAGAGUGUCAAACCUGGCGGUGACGAUGACGACUACAACGACGGAGACGAUUCUUCGGCCACGACAACGAAUAAUGAUGGAAGCCGUAAAACGAAGACGGAUCGGUCGAGGACUUUGAUCUCCGAGAGAAGGAGGAGAAGUCGUAUGAAGGAUAAGCUCUACGCAUUGAGAUCUCUUGUUCCCAACAUUACUAAGAUGGAUAAAGCAUCCAUUGUGGGAGAUGCCGUGUUGUAUGUUCAAGAAUUGCAAUCACAAGCCAAGAAACUCAAAGCCGAUAUCGCAGGCCUUGAAGCUUCUUUAAACUCUACUGGAGGGUACCAAGAACCUGCACCAGACGCUCGCAAGACUCAAACUUUUCAGAGUAUUAAGUCUCCUUCCAAGAAUAUCAUUGAGAUGGAUGUUAUUCAAGUGGAAGAGAAAGGAUUCUAUGUGAGGUUGGUGUGUAAUAAAGGAGUAGGUGUUGCUCCAUCACUCUACAAGUCUUUGGAGUCUCUUAGAAGCUUCCAAGUGCAAAACUCCAACCUAAGUUCUCCUUCUCCUGACAGAUACCUUUUAACAUAUGCUUUAGAUGGGACAUGUUUCGAACAGAGCUUGAACUUGCCUAACCUGAAGCUGUGGAUCACUGGAUCACUUCUAAACCAAGGCUUUGAAUUCCUCAAACCAUUCACUUGAUUUUGUCAGAGUGUAAUGCGAUGUUCCAAUCUAAUUCAACCUCCGUUAUGCAUCCAUUGGUUGUCUUGCUUUCUGUAUGUUUUAUAACUACCAGGGAUCUAAAGUUAAUUCUAUAUGGGAUGACAUCUUGUUAUAGAUCUCAUUCAGCGAAGAAAUGUUUAGUUAAAAUGGACGUACUUUUUACAUUUUUGUUUAUAGACUCAAGUUUUUUGUUCA
This is a messenger RNA of Brassica oleracea var. oleracea, 1208 nucleotides long. Its product is annotated as transcription factor FER-LIKE IRON DEFICIENCY-INDUCED TRANSCRIPTION FACTOR-like. Gene Ontology annotation, cellular component: nucleus. The record is from RefSeq and is a predicted model, not a curated record. Gene Ontology annotation, molecular function: protein dimerization activity; sequence-specific DNA binding; DNA-binding transcription factor activity. The transcript is spliced from 4 exons. The coding region runs from base 42 to 992 and encodes 316 amino acids. NCBI's taxonomy places the organism in Eukaryota, Viridiplantae, Streptophyta, Magnoliopsida, Brassicales, Brassicaceae. Gene Ontology annotation, biological process: regulation of DNA-templated transcription.